UUAGAGGUAGGCACGUUUUCCUCCGGAGACAAGGAUCAGCUGUUGUAGUGAAAACAACAACAGAUUUGCUGCGAGCCUGAAUAAGAGGAGCCAUGGCUGGGAGGCUUUGGCGAGAAGCAGCAACCCUCAUUAUUGUCAGUCGCUCAUCUCAGCUCAAUGUCAAGAGACAUGGAUUUUCUGAUACAGAUUAUCAAUUGCUCCUUCUUAAACGUAAUCAGAAGAGCUCCUUCAUGCCAAGUGCUUUCGUUUUUCCUGGUGGUGUAAUUGAUUCAUCUGAUUUUUCCCAAGAUUGGCUGGAUGUAUUUAAAAGAUGUGGAUACACAGCUUCUGACCUUUUGAAAGAAUUCAGACAUCAAUCACCCCUUCCAGAGUUUUAUGCAAACAAGCCAGCUCACUGUAUCCUACCAGAGGUUGGGUUUAGGAUUGGAGCCAUUCGAGAAACGUUUGAAGAGAGUGGUAUAUUACUUGCAAGCCACCUACCUGGAAAUCCUUUCGAGCAACGUGAUUUGGAGCAGUGGCGCACAUCCGUUCACAGAGAUCCCACUCGGUUUAUUAAAUUAUUUCAAGAGUUGGGUGGGUGUCCAGCAGUGUGGGACCUCCAUGAAUGGAUGGGUUGGCUCACACCAACCCAUACAUUCGUACGCAGAUUUGACACGGCGUUCUACAUCACUUUUAUGGAUACCAUUACAAACGUUACCACUGAUGAUAAUGAAAUUGUGGGUCUUGAGGUGGCUUUCCCAUCAGCUAUUCUUGAACAGUGUUACAAUAAGACACUGUGGCUACCUCCACCACAGAUUUAUGAAUUGAGUCGCCUAGUUCAAGUUAAAGCAUAUGAAGAACUUAAAAGAUUUGCUGAACAACGUGGGAAACUAGGAUUUGAUCGGUAUAUGCCUGUGAUGAUUAUUACCAGCAAUGGUAGACUUUCUGUGUUGCCAGGUGACGAUUUGUAUCCAGAAGAACCAGACUACAUUGGGAAUGAAGCGAUACGUAAAAUAGAUUCGACUUUAGAAGAACUACGGGAAGCAUCUACACAUUUAAACCGAAUAGAAGUGCGGGGACCAAGUGAUUUUCUUUGCCUUGUGAAUAUUAUACCAAAGUAUGGACACAUCCCUGCUUUCAAUUAUUUACAGGUAUUUAACCAAGAAAAAUCAUAGCUGACGGAGCAUCCUUUGUGAGUGUAGUAAUAUAAUUACUGUAUAUCUGAAGCAUAUUAAAGUUAUUAUGGUGAUGAA
This is a messenger RNA of Procambarus clarkii (red swamp crayfish), 1232 nucleotides long. The record is from RefSeq and is a predicted model, not a curated record. NCBI's taxonomy places the organism in Eukaryota, Metazoa, Arthropoda, Malacostraca, Decapoda, Cambaridae.